AUGCCUCGCUACUCCCUCGAUUCGGAGCGCGCCGAGCAGGAGCCCCUCGACGGAUACGGCUACAACCACAACCACAAUCACAACCACAACCACGAUCACGACCAGAGACAGUACUCGCGCUCCCGCUCGCGAGGUCACCAGCAGCCUUACUACGACCAGGACCAACAAUACCAGCAGCAGCAACCGCCCUACCAAGACUAUCAGUCUCCCCGCCAGCACUCGCAGCAAUCCUCUCCCACCAGAAGCGCACACGGCCCGACCGCACAUCCCGACUCGUCCUACAGGCGCCUACAGAGGGAAGCAGCUCACCCAGCGCCGCCGCCGUACAUGGACACUGCCGCCGCCGCUGGUGCUGGUGUUGGUGCUACCACCGCCAGUUACAGCAACAUCAACAACAUUAAUAACAACAGCUACAACCCUUCACGGCAACAACCCGACCUCGUCUCGCCUCUCUCCCCCCCGCAACCGCCCGCACAUCGUGACAAUCUCGACGGCGGCUACUGGGGCCAGCAGGACAGAGAGUACGCGCCUCCACCAGCUGCCCGCCCACCACCCCCGAGCAACAUCACUCCCGGCGCCGACAAUUUCGGCAGCGCCGCCGCCGGUGGCAUGGCCGGUAUCGCCUAUUCCGUCGCCGACCGAAACCCGAGGGAGAGCGGGCUCGAGGCGACCAGAGGCAUGGCGCCUGCGCCGGACCUAGGCUAUCCCCAGCAAUCCUACCAAGGCCAGAGCCAGAGGCAGAACCAGCCCUACCGGGGAGGCGAUCCGUACGUCCAGCAACCUCAGGGCCUCCAGCCCUCCAAUUCGUACGGCAACAGCAGCUACGCCGGCGACAGGGAUUCUCACUCUAGUCUGCAGGGCCUUGGCGCAGCUGCCAACUCGCCAGGCUACGCAUCGCCGGCCAUGCGCACGCCCUCUAGGAGUCCGCACCGCUACGCCAGCGAUGUCUACACCGACGAUCCCUACCAGGGCUACACCAGAGGAGCCAACCCCAAUCUCGGCGUCGUCAAUCCUAAUGAUAUCGAGGACGACGGCGACGACGGUCUCGUCUACGGGCGCUCCGGCCAGCGAGGGCCGCGGACCUCGAUGCUCAGUCUAGGGGGCACCAGCAACCGAAGCGGGCGAAGCGGCAAUACGGCCACGGCAGCCGCAGUCGGCUCGAGCGCCGCUGUGGGUGGAGUCAUGGGCGCCGUCGGUGGUAUCAUGGCUCGCAACGCGCGCGGUAACAACAGCCCCCAGUACGACGCCGUUCACAAGGACGACCUGGCGGGAUACUACGGAGGGGGGGCGGGAGGAGGCGGCGGCCGCGGUGGCAGUACGUAUGACCUCGGCAACACUGGCGGCCGAGGGGGGCCGGAGAAGCCGUCGGCCUGGAUGGCGAGCCAGAAGGGCAACGGCAAGAAGUGGAAGAUAGCCAUCAUCGUCAUCGUGGCGCUUCUCAUCAUCGCCGGUAUCGUCCUCGGCGUGCUCUUUGGUGCCGUCUUCAAGGGCAGGAGUGACGGGUCGGGAAGCAGUGGCGAGUCGGCGGCGGACGACACGUCCAAGAAUGGAGACCUCAACAUCAACAGCCCCGAGAUCAAGAAGCUCCUCAACAACAAGGACCUGCACAAGGUCUUCCCCGGCAUCGACUACACACCCCUCAACACGCAGUACCCGGACUGCAUCCACAACCCGCCCUCGCAGAACAACAUCACGCGCGACGUGGCGGUGCUGUCCCAGCUGUCCAACACGAUCCGGCUCUACGGCACCGACUGCAACCAGACGCAGAUGGUGCUGCACGCCAUCAGCCAGCUCAAGAUGGGCGACACGAUCAAGGUCUGGCUGGGCGUGUGGCAGGACAACAACUCGACCACCAACGAGCGGCAGCUGGACCAGAUGUGGGACAUCUUGGAGCAGUACGGCGACAAGCCCUUCAAGGGCGUCAUCGUGGCCAACGAGAUCCUCUUCCGGAAGCAGAUGACGACGACGGAGCUCGGCACCCUGCUGAGCAAGGUGCGCACAAAGCUCGGCGACAUGAAGCUGUCGCUGCCCGUGGCGACGUCGGACCUGGGCGACAAGUGGGACGCGUCGCUGGCGCAGGUCUCGGACUACAUCAUGGCCAACAUCCACCCCUUCUUCGGCGGCAUCAACGCCAGCAAGGCGGCCAUGUGGACGUCGUGGUUCUGGCAGGACCACACGAGCAGCUUCUUCAAGUCGGACAAGUCGAAAAACAUCAUCUCCGAGACGGGCUGGCCGUCGCAGGGCGGCACCGACUGCGGCCAGCAGGGCGUCACGAGCUGUCCCAACGGCGCCGUGGCCGGCAUCGACCAGCUGAACCAGUUCAUGGCCGACUGGGUGUGCGACGCGCUCAAGAACGGCACCGAGUACUUUUGGUUCGAGGCCUUUGACGAGCCCUGGAAGGUGAGGUUCAACACUGCCAACCAGAACUGGGAGGACCACUGGGGCCUGAUGGAUGUCGACCGGAGCCUGAAGGCCGGCGUCAAGAUCCCAGACUGUGGCGGCCAGACGAUUGGACCCGCCUGA
Thyridium curvatum is the source of this 2523-nucleotide messenger RNA. RefSeq lists its product as uncharacterized. Lineage: Eukaryota; Fungi; Ascomycota; Sordariomycetes; Thyridiales; Thyridiaceae. Bases 1 to 2523 code for a protein of 840 amino acids. Gene Ontology annotation, cellular component: cell surface; extracellular region; fungal-type cell wall. The record is from RefSeq and is a predicted model, not a curated record. The transcript has a single exon. Gene Ontology annotation, molecular function: 1,3-beta-glucanosyltransferase activity; glucan endo-1,3-beta-D-glucosidase activity. Gene Ontology annotation, biological process: cell wall organization; carbohydrate metabolic process.